GAAAAUUUUACGAUCCUGAUUAAAUCUUGUAAGAAAACUUUAAGAUCCUGAUGAAAUCUUAUAAGAAAACUUUAAGAUCCUGAUAAAAUCUUGUAAGAAAACUUUAAGAUCCUGAUUAAAUCUUAUAACAAAACUUUAGGAUCCUGAUUAAAUCUUAUAAGCAAACUUCAAGAUCCUGAUAAAAUCUUAUAAGAAAACUUUAAGAUCCUGAUUAAAUCUUAUAAGAAACCUUUAGGAUUCUGAUUGAAUUUUGUAAGAAACCCUUAAGAACCUGGUUAAAUCCUGUAAGAAACCUUCAAGAUCCUGAUUAAAUCUUGUAAAAACCUUUUAGAUCCUGAUUAAAUCGUGUAAGAAAACUUUAGGAUCCUGAUUAAAUCUUAUAAGAAAACUUUAGGAUCCUGACUAAGUCUUAUAAGAAAACUUUAAGAUCCAGAUAAAAUCGUAUAAGAAAACUCAAGGACCCUGAUUAAAUCAUCUAACAAAACGUUAGGAUCCUGAUUAGAGUCCAUUACAAUCAGUUUUGGAUCAUGAUUAUAUCUUUUAAGAAAAUUUUAAGAUCUUGAUUAUAUCUUUUAAGAAAUUUUAGGAUCCUAAAUAAGAAAAGAUCUUAAAUAAGAUCUUAAAUAGGAUCUUAAAUAAGAUCUUGUUCCUAAAUAGGAUCCUGUAAGAUCUUACAGGAUCUUAUAGGAUCUUGUAGGAUCUUAAAUAAGAUUUCUACCAGGGAAUUUUAUUCUUUUCUUCUUACCUUUCUAUCCUCUUUCAUUCAUGUAUUACUCCAUCCUUCUAUUCUUUUAUUUGUAAUUCUUCCUUUUCCUUUGUUCAUUUUAUCUUUUUCUCCUUUCCAUUCCUUUCUUUCAUUCUUACCUUCUUUUGCUCUUCAAUAAAUGUUGCUUCGUCAUUGUAUCAAUUAUAGGUAAGAGAAUGUGACUUUGUGUUGUUCUUUGAAUGUUCUGAACAAGUGAUGGAAGAUCGUCUUUUGAAACGUGGUGAAACCAGUGGAAGAUCAGAUGAUAAUACUGACACGAUUAGAAAGAGAUUUAACACUUUCAUUGAUAAAACCAUGCCCGUUGUUCAACACUAUGAUUCAAUAAAAAAACUUAAGAAGGUUUGUGGCAUGUUGUCGUUGUUGUUGCCAUUGUUGUUUCUCAGUGUUGUUAGUUGUUGUAUUUUUCCUGUAUUGUUAUAGGUAGAUGCGUGUCGCGAUGUAAAAGACGUUUUCCAAUCUGUGUGUGAAGUAUUUAAUGCCGCAGGAAUUUUACCGACGAAAGAAACAAUUCAACGGACAUCAGGUUAACAACAAAUAGUUUAUUCAUAGUUGUGUUUCAUAAUCCCAAAACUGUGUUUAGAAUACUAACAUGUAAUAUUAAUUUACUAAAUGUACUGCAAAUUUUAGGCGCUGCUGCAGAGGAUUCAUCUUCUUCAAGGUUUAGAGGUCAAAGGAUACUUUUCGUUCUAGGUACGAGUUUACAUUUCACUAGGUACGAGUGUGUUCUCACUGUAUUUUAAUCAUGAAGUGUUAGUUUUAAUCUUUUUCAGAUAGUUCAGACACAAACCACGGCAGUGUAAAAUACUACCUGCAUUGUAUCGUCACAUAUAUUUUAUAUGUCAUUUUGACUUUGUCAGGAGGCCCUGGGUCUGGUAAAGGCACUCAAUGUGCGAAGAUUGUGGAGAAGUUUGGUUAUACGCAUCUCUCAACUGGAGAUCUACUACGAGAAGAACUAAAGAAAGACACAGACAGAGCAAGAAUGAUGAGCGAGAUUAUGAAGGAUGGAAAAUUAGUCCCACAGGUGAAUCUUUAGUUAAAAUAUGAACGAGAAUUCUGCACAACGUAUUCCUCUGCUAAUAUUAAUUUUCCCGUUCAGGAAAUCAUAGUGGAGUUACUGAAAGAUGCCAUGUUGCAACAUCCUCAGAGUCCUGGAUUCCUCAUUGAUGGUUUUCCUCGGGAACUGGGUCAGGCCAAACAGUUUGAAAACGAGGUAGCGUUGAAAACAAUUUCUACGGAGCAGUAAGCGGUAGUCAACCUUGACAAAGUUCGUAUUGGAGCAAGAAAAUUUCACUACAUCCGCAAUUCUAUUUAUUUGCCUCCAAAUACAAGACUUCUACAUAUAAUGAAAAGAAUUAGCCUUUCUCACGCCGCCAUUUUUGGGGUACUGUAAUUUUUCGUAAACGUUUAUAACAAUGUGAAAAGCAAUAGUUCAGAACAAACUAACUAUUUGCAGAGAAAAUUUACCAUUAUACACCCACAAAAUUUUAAAAUGUCGCCGUUACGUGGUGUUACGCUGGUAGAAUUGACAAAAAAAGUACCCCAAAAAUGGCGGCGUGAGAAAGGCUUAUUGACAUUAUUUUCUCAGUUAACCUGCGUAGUUCUUCUUUUAGUUAACCUGCGUAGGGUGGGGUAGUGGGGCGAGGGCGGGAGAAAGUGGGGGGGGGGGGCUAAGUCAACCCCACCUAUUUCUAACUGUCUCAUAUUUAUUUUGAUGUAUUUCAGCUCGCGCAGUGUGAUAGAGUCGUGUUCUUCGAGUGUACAGAAGUUGUGAUGGUGGAGAGGUUAUUAAAACGAGGAGAAACGAGCGGACGGGCAGAUGAUAAUUCAGAAACCAUCAAGAAACGUUUUCAAACAUACAUUGAAAAAACUUUGCCUGUCAUUCAAUAUUAUGAAACACUGAAUAAAGUCAGGAAGGUUUGUCAGCUCGCGUGUUAUACGGAAAAUCUAUCACUAGCAUUAAACCUCGGUUAAACCAGGAUGAGACUUGAUGAAAGUUGGCAAGCGCGAGUUCAUUUGCAUGGAUAUUAACACGAGCGUAGCAAAAACUCUCAUCAACGAGUAUUCUCAAUAUUUGAACCAACUCAAUGUUGACGUGCAUGAGUGGUGAUGAGACUUUUUGAGAAUUGAACGAAAGUUGCAACUCAAUUCUCAUCAACUCUCAUCCUCGUUUGAUUAUUAUUAUUAUUUAAUCAUCUUUAAAAACGGUAACCCUUCAAUCCACGUAGGGAGUUGCUUUUCAAGGGGCCGUUUACACACCUAUUUACACACUUAUACUACUUCACUAAAAAAACCUACUAAAUACUCAAAUUAUUAAAAUUACACACUUUCCAACUAUUUACAAGUCAUAUAAUCAAGUUAAGUAUACAAUUACACAAUUUUUCACUCUUAGAUUGACGCUACUCGUGAUGUCGAUGAAGUAUUUGAAGAUGUUUGUGAAAUGUUUGCUGACUUGGCGCAAUUACAUCUUGAUAACAAGAAUAAAACAAGUUAGUUAUAUUCCUCUUAAAAAGCUGCCUGUGUUUGUGUUUCGCGCUAAGGUCUUACGUCACGAAGUUAUUUAAUCGUAAUUAUAUAAGAAGAGCGUGUUUUUAUUCAGCCUCAGUAUUAUGAUUGUGAAAUAGUCUGGAUCUACAGUAUCUUAUCUUUUGUAUGUUGAAUGUAGAUCAGUCUUAGAUGAUUGAUGAUGAGAUCCUAACUUGAUCGCAUUGUCCACCUUGACAUGACCCCGACCAUCACGACCAAACGGAAAGCAGGACAUCGGCACAGAAUAGAUACCGGACCAGAAGUGUCACUCCUAUGUGUUUUGGCUGAAGGAAAACGUCCGAAAUUUUUUGGCGUGCUAUGACGCCAUCCUGGAGUGCACCCGGCACUUUGUACCUAUGUUUUCCUAUGAAAAACUUCCGUGUGCACUCCAGGAUGGCGUCAUAUGAUGGCGUAUUUUCACGUCAGCACUCGUAAAAUUUCGGACAAAAUAUCGUCUGAGUGACACUUCUGGUCCUGUAUCUAUUCUGUGACAUCGAGCAGCGGUUAGCAACAAAGUGGCGUCAUUUAAAUGUUUUAUUUUGACAGUUGCAAGUGAGUCUAAAGAUGAGGAUUUCAAAGACGCAGUUGCUGAUUUGUUUGCUCACAUGGACAAACAUGAACAGGGGCAUGAAAGCCAGGAGGAAGAAACAAAGAAAAUACCUGUAGAAGAGCCAGCGGUCACCGCUGAAGAACUUGUGCCUUUGGGAGAUUUGAAAACAGCUGUACCUACACACAAGAGUUUGCUGAAUGCGCGCGUUAUUUUUGUCAUAGGUAAAUUGAACUAACUUUAUUUAUACUGGAUAGCUCUAUCAGUUCUAAACUGUUCUUCCAAGAGGUCCAGUAAGGAUCAUCUCUUAUUGAUCCAGUGUUACUACAGGAGGAAAGCUAAACUAAACUAACUUUAUUUAUACUGGAUAGCUCUAUCAGUUCUAAACUGUUCUUCCAAGAUGUCCCGUAAGGACCAUCUCUUAUUGAUCCAGUGUUGCUACAGGAGGAAACAUAAGUGGUGUUUAGUGGACUCAAACUGGAAGCACUCUUCUUCUCGUGACGGAGACACACCCAUUUUUCUUUUGUAGGUGGUCCUGGGUGUGGAAAAGGAACACAGUGUGCAAAAAUUGUCGAAACCUUCAAUUAUACCCAUCUAUCCACGGGUGAUUUGCUGAGAUCUGAAGUGUCCUCAGGUUCUCCUCGAGGUCAGGAACUGAGCGCCAUUAUGGAGAGAGGGGAACUGGUGCCUAUGGUAAGUUGACCUCAAUCUGGUGCAUCGUAACGCGUUAUAAUAAAGCCCACCAAACCUCCACAAGAGGAAAGAGACUGAGAACGACGCUUGCCCACCAAUUGUCGUUGGUCAUCAGCAUAAUCAACAAUAAACUCUUACUAUAUUUUCUAGGAAACUGUUCUAGAAAUUCUCAGAGAUGCUAUAAUCAAACAACCGAACACAAUAGGAUUUCUGAUUGAUGGUUUUCCAAGAGAACUGGAGCAAGCAAUUCAGUUUGAAAAUGACGUAAGCGAACAUUUCUACAGUUUCUAGGAACUCUGGUUUUCUUCCUCACUGUAAAUAUUUAACCAGCACUUGUCGUGAUCACCACCCUGGCUUUUCAACUUGGGAGACUUGGGUUCAAUCCUUGGUCGGACUUCGACUCAAGGUCUUAAAAUAAUUGAGGAGAAAGAGUAAAUAGUUAAACUUUCGCGUCUUCUCGGAUAAGGACGUUAAAAUCGUAGGUACCUCGAAUCCCCUAUUAAUUGGGCAAUAUCCUGUUGAAAAAUCCGCCCACCAAUGGACCAUUUGCAUUAUAGACUAAAUUUUUAUCUAGACAGAAAUUUCAUCACAGCUUGAAAGAGCAUCACAAAAUUAGUAAUAUUCCAAAGUUUCGUUGAGAAAAGUUGUAAAAUGCGGAUAAUAUAGCCUUGCGAAAUUUGCAAUUUUCAGUCAUUUUGUAUUACAAACGGGAAAUUGAUGCCCCAACACCCGAUUGGGCUGUCAAUUUCCCGUGCGUGAUACAAAAUGACUGAAAAACGGCAAACUUCGCAAGGCUAUAUUAUCCGCAUUUUAGAACAUUUCGCAACGAAACUUUGGAAUAUUACUAAUUUUGUGAUGCUCUUUCAAGCUGUGAUGAAAUUUUUGUCUAGAUCAAAAUUUAGUCUAUAAUGCAAAUGGCCCAUUACCCAUUCCGAAGUUGAUGAGAGGACUGGGGGCGAGUGUUAAAAAGUGCUCAAAUUAAGAAAUGAAGCAAAUCACUAAAAAGACCACCUCAAAAUUAGUAAAUAUACAAAGUUUGAAGGCGUUCACAUGAAUACCCUUCGAAUAAUAAGCUUUCGAAAAUCGCGAUAUUUACUAUGAAAUGUACUGUAAUUUUUUAUUUGAAGGUAUUCAUGUAAACGUCUUCAAACUUUGUAUACUUAUUAAUUCUGAGGUGGUCUUUUUAGUGAUUUAGUUCAUUUCUUAAUUUGGGCACUUUUUAACACUCGUCCCCAGUCCUCUCAUCAACUUGGCUAAUGAGUGAGAAACUCAAAAAGCCUUUCACCCAGGUCUUCACUUGUGCUGCGUGAGCAGACAUGAUGGUGAGAUUACUUACUUUCUAUUUCUUCAGAUUGCUGUAUGUGAGUGCGUGCUAUACUUCGAGUGUUUGGCAGAGACAAUGACAGCCAGACUAUUGAAACGAGCUGAAACGAGUGGUCGCGUGGAUGAUAAUGAAGAAACUAUUAAGAAACGUUUGGAAACUUUCUUCACGCAAACAUUGCCUGUUGUACAACAUUAUGACGAGAAAGGAAAUAUACACAAGGUAAGGUUUGGGGACCCAUGCUUGCCCCUUUUACAUUUUAUGUCCGGUGUGUUUAUGUCACUUCCACUAUCGCUAUGGUUACCGUAUUAAGCCUGUGAGAGUGGAAGUCAAAUCUGAAUCUCCGGUUAGUGUGUCCAGUGCGUUUGAUGGUACAACAUGAUUAUUGUACAUACAGUUCAACUAUGUUGUGACGCUGUUUGCAUGAUUCCUCCAAUGUGCAGUUGUCUGAUUUUUACUUUACCUCAGUCUCAUGUCAGAAGAGUGCUUCCAGUUUGACUCUACCAAACAUCGUUAUUUUUCCUGUAGUAACACUGGAUCAAUAAGAGACUAGCCUUACUGGACCUCUAGGAAGAACAGUUUAGAACUGAUAGAGCUAUCCAGUAUAAAUAAAAGUUAGUUUAGUUUAGGUUUCCUCCUGUAGUAACACUGGAUCAAUAAGAGACUAGCCUUACCGGACCUCUAGGAAGAACAGUUUUAGAACUGAUAGAGCUAUCCAGUAUAAAUAAAAGUUAGUUUAGUUUAGGUUUCCUCCUGUAGUAACACUGGAUCAAUAAGAGACUAGCCUUACUGGACCUCUAGGAAGAACAGAACUUUUAGAACUGAUAGAGCUAUCCAGUAUAAAUAAAAGUUAGUUUAGUUUAGGUUUCCUCCUGUAGUAACACUGGAUCAAUAAGAGACUAGCCUUACUGGACCUCUAGGAAGAACAGUUUGAACUGAUAGAGCUAUCCAGUAUAAAUAAAAGUUAGUUUAGUUUAGGUUUGCUCCUGUAGUAACACUGGAUCAAUAAGAGAUGAUCCUUACUGGACCUCUAGGAAGAACAGUUUAAAACUGAUAGAGCUAUCCAGUAUAAAUAAAAGUUAGUUUAGUUUAGGUUUCCUCCUGUAGUAACACUGGAUCAAUAAGAGAUGUUCCUUACUGGACCUCUAGGGAGAACAGUUUAGAAGUGAUAGAACUAUCCAAUAUUAAUAGUAAAGUUAGUUUAGUUUAGGUUUCUUCCCGUAGUAACACUGGAUUAAUAAGAGAUGAGCCUUACUGCAAACCUAGAAAACUAAAUAAACUGAUAAUUUAGUUUAAUAUGUAAACUAAAUAAAGUUAUAGUUGAGCUUGUUCAAAAUUUCUAAGAUGUCCAGUUUCUUUAGAUUGCAGCUGAAGAAAGUGCAGAAGAAAUUUUUGUCAAAGUGAAAGCAAUUCUUGACGCUCUUCCACAACGUGAAUAAAAAUGUCUGUAAAGGUGAGAGGGAAAGCAUUAUUCAAGGUAAACAUUAUUGUACAAUUUUCAAAUGCACCAUUCAUCUCAAUCCAAUCCAAGCCACACAUAUAUAAGGAAGCGAUGCAUCGUUGAACUCCUAACAUCACAGACUUUCAUUCUUAAAUGUGGGACGUUGCCAUGCAAGACUAUUUUGCACUUAAUUUCCAAACUCUAAUCCCUGAUCGGAAUGAAACACCAAGAUAGAGACAGAGUUAUCUGAAAAAAUGGGACUCUUUAGUUUGGUUGUUUUUUGAUUCAAUGGAAAGAGCUGUGGAAAUCAUACACCGGUCUAUCUUAAUCCUUUGCUAUCCUUAUUGGAUUAUGAUAACAGUUUUGAAAUAUGUAACCAUUAACUUAACCUCGUACCCAUAAGCUCAUGCUAGCCGCGCAGAGGAAAAAAGCCUGGGUAUGAGGGUACGAUUACAUACACGCGCAAUCUCGUUCCCCGAGCCUGCGAUCCUCGGGAAGGAACGCGAGGCUCUGGGAUAAUCCGUUUCAGGGAGGAAUCUGAUUGGCCAUUGAAAUGGAAUGCGUAGUUCAAUCUUAGCCAGGAUUCUUGGCUUCCGGUAACGGAUUAUCCCAGAGCCUUCGAUUCCUUCCCAAGGAUCGCAGGCUCGGGGAACGAGAUUGAUACACGCGCAAAUUCUGGGUACGAGGUUGAUUUACAUAUAUACUCGCACCUUAUUUGUAUGUCAUAUUCAAACUUACAAAGAACUUAUGUCAUAUUCAAUUAUCACAUUGCACUUAUCAUGAAAAUAUGUCAGUAUAUAUAAAAUAAAAUAUAAGUUUAUACAUAUGAAACAAUAAUUUUUUGCUCAGUAAAUAUUUGUUUGUAAGAGAUGUGUUUGGUGUGUUUCGUGCUAUAAACAGACAAUGCAGGAAGUGGCAUACAUUAGUAGAUUUAGG
Messenger RNA from Paramuricea clavata, 8227 nucleotides. The record is from the annotation of a GenBank genome assembly. NCBI's taxonomy places the organism in Eukaryota, Metazoa, Cnidaria, Anthozoa, Malacalcyonacea, Plexauridae.